This is a messenger RNA of Lotus japonicus, 2112 nucleotides long. Its product is annotated as (R)-mandelonitrile lyase-like. The record is from RefSeq and is a predicted model, not a curated record. Bases 134 to 1882 code for a protein of 582 amino acids. NCBI's taxonomy places the organism in Eukaryota, Viridiplantae, Streptophyta, Magnoliopsida, Fabales, Fabaceae. Gene Ontology annotation, molecular function: flavin adenine dinucleotide binding; oxidoreductase activity, acting on CH-OH group of donors. The transcript has 3 exons.
ACGUUAAUAGAAACCAGUGAACCCACUCGUGUUGCAAACAAUAUCAUAUUAUCAUUUACAAAACGGUUUUCUUUCCCUCCUUCUUCUUCAUUCCCUUCUCAAUCUUCUCCAUCCUCUCCAAGAACCAACAACAAUGGCAGAAACCACCACCAUCAUUACCUUACCAUCUCUUGCAAUGCUGAUAUUCUUCACCACACUCUUCGCCUCCGCCGCUCAACAACAAAACCAAUCUCAGCACCAUGAAAAUGCAGACCCGACCUACCUCAAGAUGGUAGCCAACGCGAGCUCGUUUCCGCCGGAAGACUACUACGACUACAUCAUCAUCGGCGGCGGCACAGCGGGGUGCCCACUGGCAGCAACACUGUCACGAGUCUCUCGCGUUCUGCUUCUUGAACGAGGAGCCAUCGGCCACGGAAACCCAAAUCUCAUGACCCAAGAAGGCUUCUUGAGCACGCUGUUAAUCUCCAACGUCAACGACGACCACUCCCCGGCGCAACCCUUCACCUCCGAGGAGGGCAUCAACAACGCCCGCGGCCGCGUCCUCGGCGGCAGCAGCGCCAUCAAUGCCGGAUUCUACAGCAGAGCCGACGCCGAUUUCUUCAACAAAUCUGGGUUGAGCUGGGACAUGAGGCUCGUCAACGAGUCCUACGAGUGGGUCGAGAGGGAAAUCGUGUUCACGCCGCACCUCCGGACGUGGCAAUCGGCGGUUCGUGAUGGGUUGCUGGAAGCAGGGGUGGGUCCCUUCAAUGGCUUCACCGUCGACCACGCCACCGGGACCAAGAUCGGUGGCUCCACCUUCGAUUCCGCCGGAACAAGACACACCGCCGCUGAUCUUCUGAAUUACGCGAAACCCUCCAAUCUCAAGGUGGCGGUGCACGCCACCGUCGAGAGGGUGCUUCUUGCUGCCUCAACCCUUGAUUCAAAUUCUGCGAUUGGGGUUCUUUACCGUGACGAAUUGGGGGGGUAUCACCACGCGAUUCUGCGGGAACGCGGUGAGGUGAUUCUUGCUGCUGGUGCGAUUGGGAGUCCUCAGCUUCUUCUUCUCAGUGGGAUUGGGCCGAGAUCUUACCUUUCUUCAUGGGGGAUUCCGGUGGCGCAUCAUCUUCCCUAUGUUGGGCAUUUCCUCUAUGACAAUCCUCGCAAUGGAAUCACUAUUCUCCCUUCAGUUCCAUUGGAGCAUUCUCUCAUACAGGUGGUGGGCAUAACGGAUUCUGGUUCUUACAUCGAAGCAGCAUCGAAUGUGGUUCCGUUUCUUGCUUCUCCUCCCCAUUCGGUCUUCAUUCGCACCCCUGCGCCGCCGCUUUACCUCACCGUGGCCACCCUCAUGUCGAAGAUUUCAGGGCCUGCUUCUUCUGGUUUUCUCAGACUGGCUUCCACUGAUGUCAGGUUUAACCCCAUUGUGAGGUUUAAUUACUUCAACAACCCGGUUGAUGUCGAGCGCUGCGUGAAUGGGACUAGGAAGAUUGGGGAUGUUCUCAGGAGCAGGGCUAUGAAUGAUUUCAAGUUCAGGAACCGGUUGGGGGUGAGGGAUUUCAGGUUUGUUGGACCUGCAUUGCCGCGUGACCAGAGGGACUAUGGUCAGAUGGCUAAUUUCUGCCGCCGGACGGUGAGCACCAUAUGGCAUUACCAUGGGGGCUGUGUUGUGGGCAGGGUGGUUGAUCCUCAGCUUAGGGUCAUUGGAAUUGAUUCACUUCGGGUUGUGGAUGGUUCAGUGUUUAGUGUGUCGCCGGGAACCAAUCCUCAGGCCACCAUCAUGAUGCUUGGAAGGUAUUUUGGGAUCAAGAUAAACAGAGAAAGAGUGCAAACUGUUUGCAUCCGAGAAAGUAUUUGUUUAGAGAUUAUGCAGGAAUGUACAAUAGCAUCAGUUAGAAUCUGGCACUAACUCUUGGUUUGGAUAAUAGAGCAUUGUGCAAAGUGUAAACUCGUGACAUACUUUGGUUUUAUUUGGUUUAUGUGCUGGCCCAUUUGAUCCCAGCUCGUAAAAGGAAUGGGCUGGACUGGACAACACCACCCCAUCAGUCUACAAUUUGAGGUGUUGUGAGUGUUUGUAACAAAACUAUUUUGAGAUAGUGGAGACCAUCAUAGUCUCAUUCUCCAAAAUAGUGCUUAAUC